This is a messenger RNA of Nothobranchius furzeri (turquoise killifish), 2611 nucleotides long. The record is from RefSeq and is a predicted model, not a curated record. NCBI's taxonomy places the organism in Eukaryota, Metazoa, Chordata, Actinopteri, Cyprinodontiformes, Nothobranchiidae.
AUGGCGAGUGGAUUCCGUACGGUGAGCCUGGGGGGUAAAAACAAUAAACUGAGACAUGUCCAGUCCUUGCGGAGGCAGGUGUUCAUGUACUUAGACUCUCCAUCACAAAUGCUGGAUGUGUCAUUCAGAGUGAAGCACGAGGAAGGGUAUUACACUGUGUAUGCUAGUUCUGGUGUGAUGAAAUGCUUUGAGUGUGGAGAUGUGGGUCACAAGCAUGUUGCUUGUCCCCACCGACAAAAUGCAGCAGGACCAGGAGCAGAGACCGAGGCAGAACCUGCAGUCCCCUCUCUUCUGGCGGGGAUCAGGACCGGUGUCACGGUGAGUGACACCGUGACUGGUGGCCCGCAGGGAGAGAGUGAGGGCGCAACAGGGACAGAAACAAUGGCCGGCAGUUUUUCAGUUCCUGACGGAACCAAAGCCGGUACUGGCUCUGACCCAGUGGAGCAGCAGCCAGAACAGGCGGAACAUGGAGGCCUACAGCCGACUGGUGACGCAUCUGCCUCUUUAGAGGUGCAUUUACCAGAGGAAGGACUAGAGGAUCAGGUAGAAACAGGCCAAAAGGCAGGGAUACAGCCUGUAACUAACAGAGGACAGCUAGACGGUCAGGAUGCACAGGUUCCUUGUUGUGAGCUGGGAGAGUCCCAGCCACAACCCGGUACAAAGAAUACUAAACCCGACGCACUCUCUAGACAAUAUGCUCCAGACCGGGAUAACCCACCAUCGACCAUCCUUCCCUCCAAUUGUGUGGUAGGGAGCGUCACCUGGGAGAUCCGGGAGCAGGUACUGGAGGCCCUUAAGACUGACCCUGGUCCAGACAACGGCCCCCCGGGUAAACUGUUUGUUCCCCAAUCUGUUAGAGGCAAGGUCAUUCACUGGGCUCAUGCUGGUCGGUUCUCCUUACAUCCGGGGGUGGCACGCACUGUGGCCCUUAUUAAACGUACAUUUUGGUGGCCGUCCAUUUUUAAAGAUACCAAGGACUAUGUUUCUGGUUGUCACACCUGUUCCCAACACAAGGGGGACCAUCGCCUCCCAGCCGGUCUACUCCAGCCUCUGCCUACUCCCUCACGGCCUUGGUCGCACAUCGCCCUGGACUUCGUCUGUGGUCUCCCCAUCUCCCACGGUUUCACCUCCAUUCUUACCAUAGUCGACCGGUUUUCAAAGGCUUGCCACCUGGUGCCCCUUAAAUCUCUCCCUUCAUCCACAGGCACAGCGCAGCUCCUGGUUAAGCAUGUGUUCCGUCUCCAUGGCAUCCCGGAGGAGAUCCUGUCGGAUCGGGGUCCGCAGUUCGUGUCCCAAGUAUGGAGGGAGUUCGCAGAGGCCUUGGGGGCGAAAGUGGCACUUACCUCCGGACACCACCCCCAAACCAACGGCCAAUGCGAACGGAUGAACCAGGAGCUGGGGGCCAUGCUGCGCUGUGUCUGCUCCAUUCACCCGUCGUCCUGGAGCACCCAUCUUCCCUGGGUGGAGUAUGCCCAUAACAGCCACAUCUCUACAGCUACAGGUCAGUCCCCGUUUGAGGCUUCCCUUGGUUUUCAACCCUCGCUUUUCCCCGCACAAUCUACGCCUGGCUCCUCCGUUCCCCAAUUCCUCCGUUGUGCCCGUCGUGCCUGGACCACCACCAGGGCGGCGCUGGAUCGCACUGCACAGAGGAACAAGCAGAUAGCUGAUCGCCGACGGCGUCCGGCCCCAGUCUACGUCCCAGGGCAGUCUGUGUGGUUAUCGUCCAGGGACAUUCCACUGAAGGCCUCUUCCCGUAAGUUAUCUCCCCGGUUCAUUGGUCCCUUUAAAGUUUUGGCUGUUCCGUCCCCCACUACGGUCCGCCUGGACCUCCCUCAGACCCUACGUGUGCACCCGGUGUUCCACGUCUCCCUGGUCAAGCCUGUGGUCACUAGUCCUCUCUGUCCCGUGCCUGCACCUCCUCCUCCGGCUCGCCUGCACCAGGGGGACUUGAUCUACACUGUUCGCAGGAUCCUGGACUCCCGUCCCCGCGGUCGGGGUAUGCAGUACCUUGUGGACUGGGAGGGCUACGGUCCCGAGGAACGCUCCUGGGUGCCACGCUCUGCCAUCCUGGAUCCUUCCCUCAUUCGGGAUUAUGAGGCUGCUGCGGCUAGGACGCCUGGAGGCGUCCGUUGAGGGGGGGGUACUGUUGUGAGCUGGGAGGUGAGCACUCCACACACACCAUGACAUCACCUGGCUUGUGAGUUCUGUUUUCAGGAGAGAGAGCAGCAGCUGCAAUCAAUCAGCUGAUCAGUGGGUGGCCUUCAUAAGGAGGACGGAGGACACUGCUAAGCCGCCGGAUGAUUACGCCUACUGGCUCAGUCAUCUUUCCAUACACCACCUCCUCGCUGAGACCUUUUGGAUUUACUACUCGACCAUACUACGUCUGGACUUCACUCCCGGUUCCCGUCCUCCUCACGGCACUAACUGCUUCCAGCACUACAGGCUCUCUCUCUCCUUCCCUCCGGUUGUAAAACCUUGCCGAUCUUCAUCACCCCGGAAUACUCAUUCACUCUCCCAGCUCACCCCUCCCUGGAGAUCCUCCACCACGCUACAUCUACGCUGCUCCCGUUUACCCAUUCACUGGAUUUCCAGUGCACCCUAAGUUCUAGUU